GUAACUCUCUAUUAAGAUUUUUAGUUCUAUUAGUUGGCAUAAGACGUGCUCUAGCUCUGAGACAGAAUGGCGUCUGGAUCUUCUCUCCUGGAUGAGGAGCUCUCCUGUCCUGUGUGCGCUGAAAUCUUCAGGGAUCCUGUUCUCCUGAGUUGCAGUCACAGCUUCUGUAAGGCCUGUCUGCAGCAGUACUGGGAACAUAAGGGAUCUCGGGAGUGCCCAGUGUGCAGGAGAAGAUCUUCGAAGGAACGACCUCCCUGUAACCUGUCUCUGAGGAAUACCUGUGAGGCGUUCUUAAAGGAGAGAAGUCAGAGGGCUAAAGCAGGAUCUGAAGUGUUCUGCAGUCUGCACAGUGAGAAACUCAAACUCUUCUGUUUGGUGGAUCAAAUACCCAUCUGUGCUAUAUGCCAAACUGCAAAACAACAUGAAAACCAUAAAAUGCGACCAGUUCAGGAGGUUUCAGAAGAGUAUAAGAAGAAACUCAGGACUGCACUGGCUCCACUGCAGGAGAAGCUUAAAGCCUUUAAUGCAGUGAAACUAGUCUGUGAUCAAAGAGCAGAGCACAUCAAGAACCAGGUCCAGCACACAGAGAGACGGAUAAAGAUGGAGUUUAAGAAACUUCAGCAGUUCCUAAAAGAUGAAGAGGCAGCUAGGAUCGCUGCACUGAGGGAGGAAGAGGAGCAGAAGAGUCAGGUGAUGAAGGAGAAGAUUGAGAAGAUGACAGAAGUGAUAUCAUCCCUUUCAGAACAAAUCAGAGCCAUAGAACAGGAGCUGGGAGCUGAAGACGUCUCAUUCCUGCAGGUAAGUCAUGUGUCAUAAUCACACGUAAAACAUGUUUAUCAAUAUACAC
Messenger RNA from Anguilla anguilla (European eel), 847 nucleotides. Its product is annotated as tripartite motif-containing protein 35-like. Gene Ontology annotation, molecular function: zinc ion binding. The transcript has 3 exons. The record is from RefSeq and is a predicted model, not a curated record. The coding region runs from base 67 to 816 and encodes 249 amino acids. NCBI's taxonomy places the organism in Eukaryota, Metazoa, Chordata, Actinopteri, Anguilliformes, Anguillidae.